AUGCGGCUGCACGUCCGCAAUCAUUGCCAGCCGUCGAUCUAUCAGCUGGCAGCAGGGAUCCUGGCGACCCCCGCCCCCGCGCCAGCUCUCUUCCCGGAUCGGAGCGGAUGCGGCACGUCCGCAAUCAUUGCCAGCCGUCGAUCUAUCAGCUGGCAGCAGGGAUCCUGGCGACCCCCGCCCCCGCGCCAGCUCUCUUCCCAGAUCGGAGCAGAUGCGGCUGCACGUCCGCAAUCAUUGCCAGCCGUCGAUCUAUCAGCUGGCAGCAGGGAUCCUGGCGACCCCCGCCCCCGCGCCAGCUCUCUUCCCAGAUCGGAGCAGAUGCGGCUGCACGUCCGCAAUCAUUGCCAGCCGUCGAUCUAUCAGCUGGCAGCAGGGAUCCUGGCGACCCCCCUGAGCCAGCUCUCUUCCCAUCGGAGCAGAUGCAGCACGUCCGCAAUCAUUGCCAGCCGCCAUCGUCGGAAAUUACCCGCUGAAACACUACUUAUAAACCAAUAA
This is a messenger RNA of Peronospora matthiolae, 495 nucleotides long. The record is from the annotation of a GenBank genome assembly. NCBI's taxonomy places the organism in Eukaryota, Oomycota, Peronosporomycetes, Peronosporales, Peronosporaceae.